AUGAAUGACAAAUUGAACUUUACAUAUUUAGCUCUUGGUGGGUAUGUAGAGGUGAUGAAAUACAGCUAUCUUUACUUUUUUGUCACUUUGGCACUUUAUUUAUUCAUAAUAUUCAGCAAUGUAUCUAUUGUGUAUGUAAUCUGGACUCACCAAAACCUGCAUGAGCCGAUGUACAUUUUCAUUGCAGCCCUCUCACUGAAUUCCCUUUUUUUUAGCACUGCCAUCUACCCAAAGCUUUUGAUCAAUUCUUUAUCUGACAAGCAGAUUGUAUCUCUUCAAGCGUGUAUUUUUCAGUAUUUGUUUUAUACUGCAGGAUCAGCAGAUUUUUUGCUGCUGGCAGCCAUGGCUUUUGACAGAUAUGUGUCUAUAUGCAAACCUCUGUUAUAUCCAACUAUCUUGAGGAAAAAAACAAUCACGGCUUUAUUGUUUUUAUCUUGGUUUCUGCCUGUUUGUUCAAGUGUAUGUCCAGCGAUACUGAUUGCCAAAGAAAAACUCUGCAACUUCACUUUGAGAGGAAUAUUUUGCAACAAUUCUCUCUUGAAGCUUCACUGUGUGAGGUCAACAAUCAUGCUCAUCUAUGGUUUGAUUGGAUUGAUGAAUUUUGGUGUUCUUCCUGUGCUCUUCAUACUUUUCACGUACAUGAAGAUACUUGUGAUUUCCUACAGAAGCAGCAGAGUUGUUAGAAAAAAAGCAGCAGAGACUUGUAUACCUCACUUGUUGGUUCUAAUUAGUUUCUCUCUUCUAGCCGCGUAUGACAUUAUUUCAGCUCGAGUAGAUUUUAAUUUACCGAAAACUGUCCGUUUAAUCAUGAGUCUACAAGUGGUUUUAUGCAACCCUCUCUUCAACCCUCUUAUAUAUGGUAUUAAAUGA
This is a messenger RNA of Salarias fasciatus (jewelled blenny), 870 nucleotides long. Its product is annotated as olfactory receptor 11G2-like. Gene Ontology annotation, molecular function: odorant binding; olfactory receptor activity; G protein-coupled receptor activity. The record is from RefSeq and is a predicted model, not a curated record. Gene Ontology annotation, biological process: G protein-coupled receptor signaling pathway; detection of chemical stimulus involved in sensory perception of smell. NCBI's taxonomy places the organism in Eukaryota, Metazoa, Chordata, Actinopteri, Blenniiformes, Blenniidae. Gene Ontology annotation, cellular component: membrane.